AUGCUAACACUGUUUUUAUUGCUGCACUACUUAAAUGGAUAACCAUGUGCCACUCCCGUUACUUUGAUUGGCACUACUUAAACUAGUGGAGUUUGCACUCCCCCAGUACCUGGAGCAUCCCUCAUCAAAUUCCCAUUUGCUACCUUAGGUGCUACCACAGAGAAUGCUGUCAAGUUCUCUGUAUCUUUUUGGCUCAAACCUCCCAGUGCACCUACAUUGGGUGGUAAGUCAUACGGCAUUCUUCGGGUAAGCACAGAUACCACAGAUACAGUUCCCACAACUACGGAAGGGAUAAGAUUGGCUGUGUACUUUUCGCUGGACUCCGUUAAUAGAGGGUUCUAAUUGGGAUACUCAGAAUCGCCAAGUGACCCCAUACUCUAUACUGAUAUUACUCAGAUGGGUGCUGCAUAUUCAGGAGAUUGGAUGUUUAUUUAUGCAGGCUUAGACUAUACUACUGGAGAAUUAAAAUUAAGCACUUGGGAAACUAAGUAAAUAUUUUGGCAACAAAAGAAGUUCUCAGCCUCAAAAGUGAAUUUCAACACUCCCUUGUCAACAAACACAGCUAUUGAAGCAUUGUACUGGGGCGCACAAGACAGUUUUUGUGGGGACAUUAAAAAGUUGAAAUGGAUGCCAAAUUACUAUGAAACUACAGAUGAAAAUAUAUUUAAACUUGCUUACUUUCUGGAAGGAAAAACAAAUGCCGGAUGCUACUUAUAUCGGUUUGAUAGGGUUACUAAAACCACAGUUACGAACCUUGCAAGUUCAGGAACUUUGACUUUACAAUAAGCAAUGAAAUUUACAUAUUACGAACUGGAUAUAACUCAUCCUGUCCUAACUAUUCCUAUUGCUAAAUGGACUACUGUUACAAGUUCUUAUACAUUUGGAACCUACAUCCUUCAAAAGAGUUUGCCUCAAUUCGCAGCUGAUAUUAUUUUGCUAUAGAGAUAAACAUCAGGAGCUGUAAACCUAUUUUCUAUCAAAUUGGCACUGCAGGCAAGUGGUAAAUUAGGUAUUGUAUUGACUUUGGAAACAGUGGCUAAACUAAUAGUCCAAUUUGAUUGUCAAGUGGAUUAGUGGUAUUUUCUUCAAUUAUCUGUCGCUUUUGCGGGAAGCUUAUAAAGUUAGGUUAAUACUCUAUCCCAUUAUCAUAUUGUGGCUUAGGAUGGGUCAAUCCUAAGUGGAUAUGUUCAAAUCACUUACACAGCCACAAUAAGUAGUAAGUAUUCAGGAACUGAUAAAUCUUACAUUGGAGACGCUCUAAAUCCGUAUUAAGAUUUGAAGAGGGAUUCUAAAUAUUUAUAAACAAUCCUUGCUAAGCAGAUUGCACAAUCGGUAGAUACAGUUUGA
This is a messenger RNA of Paramecium tetraurelia, 1347 nucleotides long. RefSeq lists its product as uncharacterized. The record is from RefSeq and is a predicted model, not a curated record. The transcript has 4 exons. NCBI's taxonomy places the organism in Eukaryota, Ciliophora, Oligohymenophorea, Peniculida, Parameciidae.